AUGAUGAUGAUGAAGACGACGACGACGACGACGAUGAAGAAGAUGAUGAAGAUGACGAUGGUGAAGAUGAUGACGAAGAUGAAGAUGAAGAUGAAGAUGGUGGAGGGAGGAGGCGGAGGAGGGCGAGGCUGGCGGCGGUGU
Messenger RNA from Acanthamoeba castellanii str. Neff, 141 nucleotides. RefSeq lists its product as uncharacterized. The record is from RefSeq and is a predicted model, not a curated record. The annotation marks the transcript as partial. Lineage: Eukaryota; Discosea; Longamoebia; Acanthamoebidae. The transcript has a single exon.